GUACAGUUUGAACCAUUCCAACGUCGUUAAAACAAAAGAAAAACACAAGCCCCACGUCCUAAACAAACCAAGAACCAACCAAACCCACAAAAACUACUCCGUCUGCGAUCUUUCUUCUUCGAUCUCCCAUUUUCGUGAUGAUGGCCACGCUCCAAUCCGAGCAGCUGAAGCAGCUGAAGGACAUAUUCAUGCGCUUCGACAUGGAUUCGGACGGCAGCCUCACGCAGCUGGAGCUGGCGGCCCUUCUCCGCUCCCUUGGCCUCAAGCCCUCCGGCGACCAGCUUCACGUCCUGCUGGCCAACAUGGACGCCAACGGCAACGGCACCGUGGAGUUCGACGAGCUCGUCGGCGCCAUCAUGCCCGACAUGAGCGAGCAGGUGCUCAUCAACCAGGAGCAGCUCCUGGAGGUUUUCCGGUCCUUCGACCGCGACGGAAACGGCUACAUCACCGCCGCCGAGCUCGCCGGAUCCAUGGCCAAAAUGGGUCACCCUUUGACCUACCGCGAGCUCACGGAGAUGAUGCGCGAGGCCGACACCAAUGGCGACGGUGUCAUUAGCUUUAACGAGUUCUCCAUCAUCAUGGCCAAGUCCGCCUCCGAUUUUCUUGGCCUCGCUGUCGCGUAGGCGUAGGCGUAGGCUCCAGGCACCUUUAGGGUUUGGCCCGGCCGGAUCAGGAAAUUCCUUCCUUGAAAAUUCCCUUUGGCCUGCUUAUUUUGUUGACCUUUUCUUUUUUCCCGGUCUUCUGUUUUUGUUUGUGUACGUGAUUACGUGAUUGAAGGGGGAGAUAGCUCUAGGCUCUAGGCUCUAGGCUCUAGCUGUACUGCACAAAAAUGGUGCGAGAAGAACCAAAUCCAAGAAACCUCAAUCCCUCUCAUUGAUUAACACAAUUAGUUGUAUAUUCUCUGUAUUAAUAUCGUUAGUUUAAUUUGUUACUAAUUCUAAUA
Molecule: messenger RNA, 943 nt
Organism: Alnus glutinosa
Lineage: Eukaryota; Viridiplantae; Streptophyta; Magnoliopsida; Fagales; Betulaceae
Product: probable calcium-binding protein CML16
Exons: 1
Coding region: 138-623 (161 amino acids)
Molecular function (GO): enzyme regulator activity; calcium ion binding
Source: RefSeq, a predicted model, not a curated record